CCCCCAAUCCUCCUACGUUUUGUGGGCAGGCAAGCCGGCAGAAGAGACCCACAACACAGCACAGGACCGACCGACCGUCAGCUCAGCUCAGCGUCGCUCGUCAGUUCGUGUUCGUUUAGUAUGCUUGUGACGUCCACAAGAGGUGGAAUAUAUUUUCGGUUUGAAAUUCAUCAUUUUUUUGGGUGGGCAAGGUGAGGUUUUCUCGGAAGUCGGACGCUAGGAAUCGACCCAAUUACUGAAUCGUAUCGGUUGUUUGUUCAUUCAUGAUUUGGAGAUUUUGAGCAGCGUGAUAAGGAUAGGGAAAACACGCGUGCAGCGAGUGACUUGUGCUUGUGCAAGACUUGGCCAGCAGUUGAGUGUGUUUUUUUCGGGCUCUAAUUGAAGGUGGAAUAAAUUAGGAAUGUUAAACACAGUUGGUGUACGGUUGGAUGUCGAUAGUUUCAAUUACUCGCGUUGUGUUUCGAUUAGCAGCUCCAUCAUCGGUGGCCACCGGCGGUGGUGGUGAUUGGAAGCGACGGUCAGGCUCAGGCAGGCAGAUGAUGUUGACAGUGUUGAAGGAAGCUUGCUGAUCGUGAAUUACGACGGCAAACAACGUGUGAGAGUUUCGUGUAUAGUUUUUCAAAAGAGUGAGUGCUAAGUAAAAGAAGAAGCGGUUCUGGGAGAGAUCUGGAGUACUCUGGCUGGAAAGUGACUUGCCUGCAGUGAGGUGCCGCUGGAGUCGCGUCAUUCGCUCAGUUUAGUUUCGCGGUAGAAGGCGGCAGCCAAGCGUGAACGUGACUCGAAAAGUGCGCUUCGAUUCUUGAACAAGUUGAGAUCAUUCGUGAUCUUUCUGCUCGAAAGCGGCUUCGCCAGAUCGAAAAUUCGUUUUGAUAACUGCCGUCAGCCCAUGGUGAACGGUUUGGCAAUUGUGGAAACCGGUUGAAAAUUGCUCACAUCCUGCCGUCGGGAGCAUGGAGAAGGUACGGGCAGCUAGGAAAAUUGCCCCGGACGGUGGCUGGGGCUGGGUGGCCACCUUCGGCGUUAGUCUGGUGAACUUGGCCACUCGCUCGAUCGAACCUUCGUUUGGGUUGCUGUUUGGCGAUUUGCUGCACGAUUUGCACGUCGGCACUACCGGGGCGGCCAUCAUUAUCAGCACGCUGGACGUAAUGAUGAACUUCUCCGGGCUGUUCGUUGGGCCCCUGCUGAAGGAGUUCUCCUACCGGAAGGUGGCCAUCGCCGGAGCACUGCUUUGCUUUCUGGGGCUUGCGCUUACCUCACCUGCCACCAGCAUGGCGCACAUUCUGGCCACCUACAGCGUGAUAAACGGUAUCGGCGUCGGUUUGGCUACGUCAGCCGCUUUCGUAGCAUUGAACCACUACUUCGCCCGCAAGCGUGGUCAAGCUGUGGGCCUCUCGAUGGCCGGCACGGCACUCGGAAUGCUCAUAAUGCCCCAGCUAGUCCGAUAUCUGCUGGAAACGUACGACUUCCGGGGAGCCGUUCUGUUGCUCAGUGGCCUAGCGUUGCAUGCUGCCGUCGGAGCGACACUGCUACAACCGAUCAAGUGGCAUCUGGUCGAGGAGGAAGUGGACGUCGAAAUGGUUGAGGUGGACGCUCCCCAGAUGGGCAUUAUUUUGGAGCAGGAAGACGAUGGCGAUAACGAUAGCUUGCCGGAGAUUAAAACGUUGCUGUUUCCUCGGAGGGAUAGGAAAUUGUCGGAGAACGCACCGUCGCCGCAGCCGAACGGGAUGCCGAGGAGACCCACCUUUCCGAGGAUAACCUCCAGCGUUAGUGUGCAGAACGGCGCGGGGCUGGGUAUGAGGACUAGACCGUCGUUUCCGCGGAUAACCUCCACCGCUAGUAUGAGUUUGGCGCUAAGGAAAAGGCGCGAAUCCGUCGUGUCGCAGCUUUCGACUAUGGACUUUACCGGCAGUGGCAGUUGUAUGCACAUUCAUGUUGAUACAGGCGACGUCGACGCGGAAGAGGUCGACUAUCAGAUCAUCCGGCGGGUGAACACGCACGUGGGCGUUUCGACGAUGAAUUCUUUUGCGCGCGUACCGCGCACGCCGAAAAAGAUCGAAACCGUCAAAUCGGAGCUGGGCCUGGAGAUGAUUAAACCGAAGGUUUCCUUUUUGCAGCGUUUUACUGCGCUGAUGGAUGUCGGGCUGCUGCGGGAUCUUACCUAUUUGAAUAUUUUGUUUGGACUUUCGAUUUUCUACGUUGCUGAGAUGAACUUUAAGAUGGUGACUCCGUUCUUUCUGGCCAGUUUGGGUUUCAAUAAAAGUGAGACGGCAUUUUUCCUGUCGGUGUCCGCUUUGACUGACAUUGCGGCACGCGUUAUCGUACCACCGAUCGGCGAUAAGCUGAGGAUCCGGAAACGGCUCUUGUUUAUGACUUCGUUGGUUUUUGUGGCCAUCACACGAUCCAUCGUUGCGGAGCAGCGCGGCUACACGGAGCUGAUGGUGUGGCUUUCGAUCACCGGCUUCUUCCGGGGGGUUGCGCUGGCCAACUUUACGCUGUGCGUGUCGGAAUACUCGUCGCUGGAGAAGCUGCCGGCCGCCUUCGGGUGGCAUAUGGUCGGCAAGGGGGUGUUUGUGAUCGCUUUCGGACCGCUGAUUGGAGCCAUCCGCGACUGGACGGACAGUUUUCCGAUCUGCAUUCACGCUCAAUCGGUGUGCAUCUUUAUGUGUGUGUUUGCCUGGCUGUGUGUGUUUGCCUGGCUGGUGGAGUUCGUUGUGAAGCGACUGCGGAGUAAGAAGGUGGUUGAAGCGAAUCCGAGCGUUGCCGCGUGAGAGUUUUACUACAAUAUAAAAAAACGCCAAUCGAGUUGAAAUUCUUAAACGGACGAGCAAACUCGUAACUAUACUACUAGGAACCAAUUUAUCGUGUAAGCAUAAGACUGCGAUAUAUACAUUUAGAAGCCGUAAUUUUAAGAAUAAAACUGAACGUCGAUGCUGGAAAAAAUUAGCUUAGUUAUUAGCGAACUUACUUAACAUAUUUUAAAUUCUAAAAAUCGACCACAAAAAGGUCGAAAACUUCUUUGUUUUGUCUCAACUCAAUUCAAACUAUGAAUUCAAAGGUUCAGCACAGUAAUAAAUCAGUUAGAAAACAGUAACUACUGUUAUUAAAACGCAACCCAUCUUUAAUAUUCCUUUAGUGUGUGUAGGCUAGUUUUAGUUUCCAAUAUCAGCACCAGUAUUAGUAAGAGGGAAAAAUAACUAAAUCUUAACGAAUGAGCUGUGAGUUUGGCUUUAACUUCACGUGGGUGCCUUCGCGGCAAUUAUACGGAUGAUGUUGGAUUAGAGGACUGUUCGUUCGGUUCGGUUGAGCCUUAUAGAGUUCGAAAACAAAUCGACGAACCGAUGAAAAAGCAUAGUAGGUACCGUUGAUAUAGAAAUUUUACGAAAAAAAAUGUUUACAGAUGUAUUGAAUAGAAAAAUAUUCUAGCGUUAGGUUGAUUCUGACUAAGAAUCCUUCGAUCGUUUUUCCUACGGACAGAAACUGUUCAGAGUUUCUUAGCAAUUAUCAGUAAACUAAACAUGAGAUGGAAUCUGCAAACAGAGCGAGAGAGACAGAGAAAAAAAAAAUUCGUAUGAUAUAACU
Messenger RNA from Sabethes cyaneus, 3579 nucleotides. RefSeq lists its product as uncharacterized. Gene Ontology annotation, molecular function: monocarboxylic acid transmembrane transporter activity. The transcript has 6 exons. The record is from RefSeq and is a predicted model, not a curated record. Gene Ontology annotation, biological process: monocarboxylic acid transport; transmembrane transport. Lineage: Eukaryota; Metazoa; Arthropoda; Insecta; Diptera; Culicidae. The coding region runs from base 951 to 2768 and encodes 605 amino acids.